Molecule: messenger RNA, 2415 nt
Organism: Anthonomus grandis grandis
Lineage: Eukaryota; Metazoa; Arthropoda; Insecta; Coleoptera; Curculionidae
Product: solute carrier family 2, facilitated glucose transporter member 8-like
Exons: 6
Coding region: 908-2407 (499 amino acids)
Biological process (GO): transmembrane transport
Cellular component (GO): membrane
Molecular function (GO): transmembrane transporter activity
Source: RefSeq, a predicted model, not a curated record
UUCGCAAACGAAGAUUUUAAAUUUAAUUGUGACCGUACCAUCGGUUUAGUUGGGAUAAAUUAGCCAGAAUUGAGUACCCAAUUGAUUCACUUUGCUGCAAUAUUAAAAAAAAGGCCCAUCUUGAUUUUGUUUUAAUUUUUUUAGUACUAUAUUGUAGAUACUAAUUUUCGGCAAAUUUUUUUUAAUUAAAUCUCUGAUAUGCCUAGAAUUGCCAUAGAACUUACCGUAAAGAAACUUGGUGCUUUAGUUAGAAAAAAAUAGCAACAGCUGACUAUUUACUUCACUCACUUAUCUGCAAGAAUCAAAAAGAGGGCUAUUAAUGACACCAUCAUGAUUUUCUUUAAUUUCUUUUCAACCUAUAUUGUAGGUACUCAUUUUUACCUACUUUUUCCAAAUAAAACGAUUCUAUCACUUAAUAAAUGAUUUUUGCUGUUAGAUGCUUAGCCUUGAAACUCACAGGGCAAUAUUAUCAAUUUUCUCAAAAACUCUCUUGAAAUCAGACCCUAUAUGCCAAAUCUCGCUUUAAUAUUGCCUUCUCUUAAGAAGCAUUAAAUUAUGAACUAAAAACAAUAUUAGUUAUUCUCCGACCUAUAUUUAAUAAACAUCUUAUAUCAAGCCAAAACAGUUAAAUAGAAAAAAAAAAUUAGUUUCAAUUUAAAUCACUUAUAAGAAUAUAUUUGAACGUUAAUUGCGCAUCCAAAACUUAUUUAUAUACAAUCGGGUCGUUUCAUAUACAAAACUGCUUGGAACGUUGUUGUUCAUAACCUAGACCCAUAGAAAUUUAGUAAACUUUAGGCCAGUGCUAUGUAAACCUCCAGACACGCGACACCGCUAUAUAUACAAUCAUACAUAAAGACAAAGUCCAAUUUAUACCGAGGUUAGUUGAUAAUUUAUUUAUUUGUAUUCGAUGGAGAGAAAUGGUUGUAAAAAUGAUUUAUUAGAAAAGAAUAAUGACGGAAAAGCCGCCUUGGAGCUGCCAUGGAGACAAUCACUUAAGCAGAUUUUAGCUGCUUGCAUAGCUCACUCGCUCGUUAUUCAUGCGGGGAUCAAUAUGGCUUUUAGCGCAGUACUUUUACCGCAACUAAGGGAGUCAAAUAGUGACAUAAAAAUUGAUAUUCAUCAAGCUUCUUGGAUAGCCAGUAUUGUAACUGCCUUCAUACCACUGGGGGCAUUAACAAUCGGUCCGUUAAUGGACAAAUUCGGACGCAAGAAAAUGUGCAUACUAACUGCGGUGCCCUUCGCAUUAUCCUGGUUGCUACAUAAUUUCGCUAGUAACGUUUGGUUUAUUUAUGUUGCCAGGAUUAUUGCUGGUUUUGGAUCAGGAAUUAGUACUGUGGCAAUCGUCUAUGUCAGCGAAAUCUCACAUCCCAAGUACAGGCCGAUGUUACUUACUUUCAAUAGCGUUUUCGUAACUUUAGGGAUCCUUUUAACCUGCAUUUUAGGUUUCGGCCUUCAUUGGACCGCAAUGGCAAAAAUAAACUUUAUACUAGCAACAGGCUCCUUAAUUGGCUUAUGCUUUAUACCAGAAAGCCCUUAUUGGCUCCUGGUGUUCAAACGUGACAAAAAAGAAUGUGCUAGAGCAAUGAAAUGGCUGUACACGGAUCAGCAGGUGUAUGAAGAACAAUUUCAAAGAAUUUUAGACUCUCCGCAAUCGAACCCACGGGACCAAAAAUCUGACCUAAAAUUCUAUAAGAAGCCGAUCGUGUGGAAGCCACUGGUCAUAUUGCUCAUUCUGUUCAUCUGUCAACAGCUGUCGUCCGCAUACGUCAUCAUCUUUUAUGCCGUAGAUAUAUUCAAAAAAAUCGGCGGGAACUUCAAACAUAUCGGCUUAAUAGACGAGUUUGUUGCCCUAAUCUUAUUGGGCAGCAUCAGAUUCGUCAUGGCCAUAGUACUCGCCGUGAUAUCCAGAAAAGUGGGUCGCAGAACCUUAAUGUUUGUCUCGGGGGUCGGAAUGAUUGUCACCAGUUUUUUGGUCGGAUUAUACAUGUUUCUCUCUCAUAAAUCCACAUUAGACAAGGAGGUAGAAUCUCAAACUGAAUCCGAUGGUACUAUCGCGGUUGUUUUAGUUUUAUGUUACAUUUGCUUCAGCUCGUUUGGUUGGCUGGUGAUUCCCUGGACUCUUAUUGGUGAAUUAUUACCCGUUAAGGUCAGAGGAGUGUUGGGAGGAGUCGUAGUGUCAGUGGCGUACGUGGUGAUGUUCUUAGUGGUGAAACUGGCACCGUAUCUUAUGGAGAACGUUCGGUUGGAGUUUUUGUUUUUCGGACUCAGUGUGGAAAAUGUAGUGGGCGUUUUGUUUUUGUACUUUUACUUGCCGGAGACUUUGGGGAAGACGUUCGAUGAUAUCGCCAACUGUUUUGAUAAAACUAGUAGUGGAGAAGUGGUUGAAAUGAUCAAAAUAAAACCGUGAAGUAUUAG